AUCGUGGCACCCUGCCCAUGAUCUUCAGGCCGUGGGCGUCAACCGCUCCAAUGGUCAAGACUGAGGUGCUCUCCUCAGACGAUGAGGAAUAGCAGUAGUCACCCCUUCUCGCCAAGUUCACGCGGAAGAACGAGCGGUAUGUGCGGAAGCUCGAGCCGGUGCUUGAGUGGUCGCGCUUCGACCGUGGUCUGACGCCCCCGCUCCCAUCCAGUUGCGGCCUCUAAAUCAGGGUGUCACGUCAAGGAGGAGCUGCACGUCAAAGCAGAGCCCUCAUCCCCACCUCGUAGUCGUCUCUACCGCGGCAAGUAGGUGGCACCACCAUUGCCACCCCGUCAUCAGUCCGGGAGCCCGUGGUACCCGAUCGCCGUCAAGGAGGAGGCGCCCUCCCGGCGUUGCCAACACGCGCAUCUGCGUCGCGUACUACCUCGGUGACGGCAGUGGUACCUCCUUCACAAUGAUGACGACCUCAGAGGUGGCGCGUCGAAAAAGGCGCAAUGCUCAACAGCGGGUGUUGUUUACGUAGUCGGAUGUCACGCCGGCAUGGGCCGCACUCGCGCGGGCCUGGGCCGUCGACCGGUCAAGGACCACCGCGGAGAGCUAUAUUCAUCGUUGACGCUGGAUCAGCGACCAACUCCUUAUAGUGGAGUUGGAGGAGUCCGAGAACUUGGCCUGGCUCAAGGUGGCGGAUGGUUGGAUUCGGGCGGCGGGGAUGGCUGGCAACGAACUGAAAUGGGUAGGGGAGGGGCCGGAGCUGGCCGGAAUCGGUUGACGGAGGCGACGGCGAAAAGGAGAGCGGGUGGCAAAAGACGGACAACGGGGUCGGGGAUGGAUGGACGGGCGGCGGCGGCGGCGUUUUCAGGCAAAAAUCACCGGCGGCAGAGGCAGACGGGAGCGGGCGGGCGUCAGACGGGCGGAUGAAGCUUUCAGAUUUGACGGUUGGCCGUUCGCGCAUGGCUGACCAUUUUACAUCACCAGCAUCUUCAAGCGUUGUAUUUUACAUCAGUUAAAAGAGGUGAUGUAAAAUUUUCUACAUCUAUGUCACUGUUGGAGAGGAGCAAAGUUUCUAGGCCUUUGACUUACAGCGAUGGGACCAUAGCCAAAGAUCAGCAGCAGCUGAGAGCAAGGGCGCCGCCGCUCAACCCUAACAACCCAAAGAGGGCCUCUAGCAUAUUUUCAGGAACAUAUCGAGCUUUCAUCCCGCAUAGCGCCCACAGCCAUGCCGGCACGGCAGCCACCACAGGCCGUAUGACGCGAGGCACCAGCCGGCGGGGCCUCGGGCGCGGUCCGCCUCUCCUCGCGAGCGACGCGCUCAACAGGGCACAUUCGUGCUCCUCUCGGGCGCCGCUGCGGUUGUCUCCUCCGUCCUCUCCUUCCCCUCCCUCCCUUCCGACGUCGUGCGCGCCGCGCUCCAAGCCCUGGGUAACGCGAGGGGACCAUAGCCAGCCGCCGCGCGCCGCUGCCAUCCGACGCGCCUAAUCUCCCGCGGCUAGAGCAAGCAAAAGGCGUCAGGAGGCCGGCAUGGAGGCUUGGACGUCGUCAGCGGCGGCAGGGCCCGCCCCGGACGGCCUCUUGCUGGGCUCGACCGAGUAGUCUUAGAGGGAGGAGGGGGAAGUCAGUGGAGGAUGUGGCGGAGGGGAAGACAGACGUGCUGCAGGGGAGGUACCAGGCUACUACCAGCUGGGGCGGGUGCUGGGGCUCGUCGGCGGCGGCGCUCUUCGCCCGGAUCUCCCACGCCGGCCGCCUCCAGUUCGGGGCCUUCAUCGUGCUCUGCGGCCUCACCCACCCGCUCGCCGCCUUCACCUACGAGCCCCACCCCUUGGUGCUCGUCCUGCUGCUCACCGUCGCCAAGUGCCUCACUGCCAUCACGCUGCGCAGGCUCAUCCUGAAGCAGCGCAGCUGCUCCGUCAAGGUCCGCGAGAGCCUGCUCUGGAUCAAAGCCCGCGAGCUCGACAUCAUGAAGCAGCAGGAGGUGGCGAGCACUAAUGCUGCUCACCACCAUGCUCGGCUUCAACCGUAACCAAGAAAGGAUCCACAUCCUCAAAGAUGUCACCGGCAUCCUCAAACCCUCCAGGAUGACCCUUCUCCUUGGACCCCCAGGCUGUGGCAAAACCAUCCUUUUGCUAGCACUUGCUGGAAAGCUCAACAAAAGUCUCAAGGUAACAGGAGAAAUUGACUACAAUGGUGUCAAGCUGCAAGAUUUUGUUCCAGAGAAGACAUCAGCGUAUAUUGGUCAGUACGAUCUUCAUGUCCCUGAGAUGACUGUCAGGGAGACACUCGACUUCUCUGCAAGAUUCCAGGGCGUUGGCAGCAGAGCAGAAAUCAUGAAGGAAGUCAUUAGAAGGGAGAAGGAGGCUGGGAUCAUCCCUGACCCCAACAUAGAUACAUACAUGAAGGCAAUAUCUGUGGAUGGUUUAGAAAGAAGCAUGCAAACAGACUACAUUAUGAAGAUAAUGGGACUUGACAUAUGCGCUGAUGUACUAGUAGGAGAUGCCAUGAGAAGAGGUAUUUCAGGCGGUGAGAAGAAAAGACUAACCACAGGAGAGAUGAUAGUAGGACCAUCAAAAGCGCUCUUCAUGGAUGAAAUAUCAACUGGGCUGGACAGUUCUACCACCUUCCAAAUUGUUUCUUGUCUCCAACAGCUUGCUCAUAUAUCAGAGUCUACCAUACUGGUUUCACUCCUUCAACCAGCACCAGAGACUUACCAACUUUUUGAUGAUAUUAUCUUGAUGGCUGAAGGACAAAUCGUAUAUCAUGGUCCUAGGAGCUGCAUUAUGAGUUUCUUUGAAUCUUGUGGUUUCAAGUGCCCUGGAAGAAAAGGGGAUGCUGACUUCCUUCAAGAGGUCCUAUCAAAAAAAGAUCAACAGCAAUACUGGAGCCGCACCGAAGAAGGAUAUAAUUUUGUUACAGUUGACCAAUUCUGUGAUAAGUUCAAAGCAUCUCAGAGUGGUCAGAAUCUUGCUGGGGAGCUUUCAAAGCCGUAUGACGAAUCAAAAGGACAUAAGAAUGCACUGUCCUUCAGUAUCUACUCGUUAUCCAAGUGGGAUCUCGUCAAGGCAUGUUUUGCACGGGAGUUCCUUCUUAUGAAAAGGAAUGCCUUCAUCUACAUAACAAAAGCCAUUCAGCUUGGACUAAUUGCUGCUAUUAGUGGGACAGGAUUUCUGCGCACCCAUAUGGGUGUUGACAGAAUUCAUGCUAACUAUUAUAUGAGUUCACUCUUCUUUGCGCUUCUGCUGCUGACGGUGAAUGGUUUCCCUGAGCUGGCCAUGGCAAUUAACAGACUGCCAGUCUUCUACAAACAGAGAGACUACUACUUCUAUCCUGCAUGGGCUUAUGCAAUACCAUCUUUUAUCCUAAAGAUUCCAGUAUCUUUAGUUGAGUCAGUAGCUUGGACAUCAAUAUCCUACUACCUGAUUGGAUAUACCCCAGAAGCAUCUAGGUUUUUCUCUCAGCUCCUCAUCCUCUUCCUCAUCCACACAGUAACAUUAUCAAAGUUCCGGUGUGUUGCCUCAUACUGUCAAACGAUGGUGGUUGCUUCAAUCUGUGGCACAUUGACAUUUCUAGUCAUGCUUCUAUUUGGCGGUUUCAUAAUUCCACGUGGCUUAACUGGAAAUGAGUUUUUGGCACCAAGAUGGUUAGAGAUCACGUUAUCUGGUGUAACACUUGGAAAGAGGAUACUAAUGGAUCAAGCACUAGACUUCUCCAGCUACUUCUACUGGAUCUCGGUUGGAGCAUUGAUUGGGUUUACUUUGUUGUUCAAUGUAGGCUUUGCCAUCGGCUUGACCAUUAAAAGUAUUCCAGGAUCUUCUCGUGCUAUUAUCUCUCGCAAUAAGCUUGCCACAUUUGGUGAAAGAAACCAAGAUAAGGAUACGGAAAAUGGGAUGCCUAAUUUACAAGCAGAAACCGCUUUGACACCUAAUAGGACUGGGAGGAUGGUAUUGCCUUUCACACCCCUUACAAUAUCAUUCCAAGAUGUCAACUACUAUGUAGACACCCCCGCGGAAAUGAGGGAGCAUGGUUAUAUGAAAAGAAAACUACAACUACUGCACAAUAUCACAGGAGCAUUUCAGCCAGGGGUUCUCUCAGCCCUUAUGGGGGUUACUGGAGCGGGAAAAACAACACUCCUUGAUGUUCUUGCUGGAAGGAAAACGGGUGGUGUUAUUGAAGGGGAUAUAAGAAUAGGAGGUUAUCCUAAGAUCCAGCAAACUUUUGCUAGGAUAUCAGGCUAUUGUGAACAGACUGAUGUUCAUUCCCCACAAAUCACAGUGGGUGAAUCAGUUGCAUAUUCAGCCUGGUUGCGCCUUCCACCAGAAAUUGAUUCAAAAACAAGAAAUGAAUUCGUAAAUGAAGUUCUUGAAACAAUUGAGUUAGAUGAAAUUAGAGAUUCUUUGGUUGGAGUACCAGGCGUAAAUGGACUAUCGACAGAGCAACGGAAACGGCUCACUAUUGCAGUCGAGCUUGUGUCUAACCCUUCAAUCAUAUUCAUGGAUGAGCCAACAUCAGGCUUGGAUGCAAGGGCAGCUGCUAUUGUCAUGCGUGCAGUCAAGAACGUUGCAGAUACAGGUCGAACAGUCGUGUGCACCAUUCACCAACCAAGUAUCGAUAUAUUUGAGGCAUUUGAUGAGUUGAUGCUGAUGAAAAGGGGUGGAGAGUUGAUCUAUGCUGGGCCAGUUGGACACCAUUCAUGUGAAGUAAUCCAAUAUUUCCAGGCAAUACCUGGGGUUCCAAGGAUCAAGGACAACUACAACCCAUCAACAUGGAUGCUAGAAGUUACUUCCACAUCUAUGGAAGUUCAACUGGGAGCAGAUUUUGCACAGUUGUACAGAGAAUCACCAAUGUGCAAGGACAAGGACAGGGUGGUAAAGCGGUUAAGCGUACCAGUUCCAGGUAUGACCGACCUCCAUUUUGGGACACGGUUUCCACAGAAGUUUCAGGAGCAAUUCAAAGCUUGCCUCUGGAAGCAGUGUUUGUCGUAUUGGAGAACCCCUUCCUACAACAUGGUGCGAUUUGCGUUCAUAACAUUCUCCUGCAUUUUCUUUGGUGCACUGUUCUGGCAGCAAGGCAACAUCAACCAUAUAAACGACCAGCAAAGUCUCUUCACCAUAUUGGGGUGCAUGUAUGGAAUCACUCUGUUCGCUGGCAUCAACAACUGUCAAUCGGUGAUGCCAUUUAUCUCCGUGGAACGUUCUGUCGUUUACAGGGAGAGAUUUGCGGGGAUGUACUCUCCUUGGGCCUACUCUUUUGCGCAGGUUGCCAUGGAGAUACCUUAUGUGCUGAUGCAGGUGGUGCUGUUCAUGUUGAUAGCAUAUCCGAUGAUAGGGUACGCGUGGACAACAGCCAAGUUCUUUUGGUUUAUGUACACCAUGUUUUGCACACUGCUCUGCUUCGUCUACAUGGGAAUGGUGGUGGUGUCGAUCACCCCCAACAUCCAAGUUGCAUCCAUAUUUUCAUCUAUGUUCUAUACCCUACAAAACCUCAUGUCUGGCUUCAUCAUGCCUGCGCCUCAAAUACCGAGAUGGUGGAUAUGGUUCUACUACGUCUCCCCACUGUCGUGGGCGCUAAGGGUCUUAUUCACCACGCAGUUCGGGGAUUACGACGACAGGAUGAUCGACGUAUUUGGAGAGACCAAAUCGGUCCCAGUAUUCAUGAAGGACUACUUUGGUUUUCGGCGCGAUCUGCUGCCGCUGGCGGCUGUUAUUCUGGCGGCAUUCCCGAUCCUUCUUGCCGUUCUCUUUGGUUACAACAUCUCAAAGCUCAAUUUCCAAAGACGAUAGACACACAUGUGUUCAUCAAAGUAGUAAAACAGUAGCACGGUAUAGAAAAGAUAUUGCUUGCGCGCGCGCCCACACACACAUAUCGCUGUACUAUAAAAUUAAAGCCUGAGUUUGCUUACCAACAAGAAAAGGCCAGUGUAUGUAUUUUUGUGUAAGUGACACAUAGUGCAACAGAAUUCCAGUGGUAGCUAGUAUUUGAGAAUAUUGUCGUUGACAGAGGCUCUUAGGCACUUUCACAGUAGCCUGUAUCGUUUGUUAUUACUGUAAAUAAAUUCGUAAUUACAGAGGCUCUUAGCACUUUCA
Messenger RNA from Triticum aestivum (bread wheat), 6074 nucleotides. Its product is annotated as ABC transporter G family member 41. The coding region runs from base 1983 to 5771 and encodes 1262 amino acids. Lineage: Eukaryota; Viridiplantae; Streptophyta; Magnoliopsida; Poales; Poaceae. The transcript is spliced from 23 exons. The record is from RefSeq and is a predicted model, not a curated record. Gene Ontology annotation, molecular function: ATP hydrolysis activity; ABC-type transporter activity; ATP binding. Gene Ontology annotation, cellular component: membrane.